AUGUCAAACGAUUAUGUAGCAAUUGUUACGGGUGCUAAUAAAGGAUUAGGAUUUGCUAUAGUGAAAGAUCUUUGUGAAAAUUUUAAAGGUACUGUAUACCUUACAUCACGUGACGAAACCCGUGGAAAUGAAGCAUGUGAAAUACUGAGAAAAUUAGGACUAAAACCAGAAUAUCAUCAAUUAGACGUAUCCGAUCCUCAGAGUGUCCAAAGAUUUGCAUCUUACAUUCAAAACAAGCGUGUUGAGAUUUUGAUUAACAACGCCGGCAUACUGUUUUUAAAAGACGCAAAGGAACCAAAAUUAUUUCAAGCUGAACAGACAAUUUUAACUAACUACUUUGCGUUGGUUAAUUUCUGUGAAGCAAUAUUGCCUUGCGUCAAAGAAGGCGGGAAAAUCAUUAACAUUUCAAGUUCUUCCGGGCACCUCUCAAGAAUCCCCUCGGCAGAUUUACGAAAAAGAUUCAUGUGCGAAAAUUUGACACUAAACGAACUCAAUUUAUUGAUGCGCAACUAUAUGGAAGCUGUAAAGAACAAUGAAGAAAUAGAUGAAGGCUGGGGAGAUUCGCCUUACGUUGUUUCAAAAGUAGGAGUUAAUGCAUAUACGUUUAUACUCAAUAGAAAAUUAUCAUCCAAGGGUAUUAUCGCGAAUUGCGUGCAUCCAGGCUACGUGAUGUCGGAUAUGACAAGAGGAGCCGGAAACGUUAGUCCGGAACAAGCCGCCAAAUUGGUGACGGAAAUAGCACUCAAUUCAAAAGCCGGCGGUCUAUACAUAUGGCAUAACGGGGACACCGUCAAUUGGAAUGGCCCUGACCCACGCGGGUUUAUAGACGGGAAAAUUUAA
Messenger RNA from Bombyx mandarina (wild silkworm), 840 nucleotides. Its product is annotated as carbonyl reductase [NADPH] 3. The record is from RefSeq and is a predicted model, not a curated record. NCBI's taxonomy places the organism in Eukaryota, Metazoa, Arthropoda, Insecta, Lepidoptera, Bombycidae. Gene Ontology annotation, molecular function: carbonyl reductase (NADPH) activity.